Mycena indigotica is the source of this 345-nucleotide messenger RNA. RefSeq lists its product as uncharacterized. The coding region runs from base 1 to 345 and encodes 114 amino acids. NCBI's taxonomy places the organism in Eukaryota, Fungi, Basidiomycota, Agaricomycetes, Agaricales, Mycenaceae. The record is from RefSeq and is a predicted model, not a curated record. The transcript has 2 exons.
AUGCAGAUCUCAGACAAAACCCUCCAGGUGCUCAUAAUCCUCGCCGUGGUCUCCUUGGGUGGAUGCAUACUUGGCAGUAUCAUUUCAGCCAUAGCAUCUUGCAUGGGCUUCGAGUUCAAGUUCUGUGCGGGCCACGAUUCCGCCGAUGAUGACGCGGAGCUCGGGCGCGCCGAGGAGGGGCGGGCGGGGCGGCAGCACGACUCGGAUUCCAAACUUGAAAACGACUCGGAUGCGAUGAGCAUGAGCCGCUUCAGCUCGCGCGAUUCUGCCAGGCCAUCGACCGAAAACAACUCGCCGACGUCCAUGAUGAGUAGUAGCGCCCCCUGGGGACCCACACCACAUUGA